Messenger RNA from Hylaeus volcanicus, 1167 nucleotides. Its product is annotated as ATPase family AAA domain-containing protein 2-like. Gene Ontology annotation, cellular component: nucleus. The transcript has 6 exons. The coding region runs from base 1 to 1167 and encodes 388 amino acids. NCBI's taxonomy places the organism in Eukaryota, Metazoa, Arthropoda, Insecta, Hymenoptera, Colletidae. The record is from RefSeq and is a predicted model, not a curated record. Gene Ontology annotation, biological process: positive regulation of transcription by RNA polymerase II. Gene Ontology annotation, molecular function: ATP hydrolysis activity; ATP binding; chromatin binding.
AUGUCAGGUGUGAAGGAUUUCUCUUGUAUCGGAGGUUUGGAGAAGCAUAUCAGGGUGGUGAAAGAGACGGUUCUGUUCCCGCUUUUGUACGGCGACGUUUACGCCAAGUUCAACCUGAAACCGCCGAGGGGCUUACUCUUUUACGGGCCUCCUGGAACAGGGAAGACGCUGGUGGCUUCCGCUUUGGCGGCGGAAUGCAGCAAUUCCGAGCGUAAGGUUUCCUUCAUAUCUCGCAAGGGCUCCGACUGCCUCAGCAAAUGGGUCGGGGAGAGCGAGAAGAAGCUGCAGAAAAUAUUUUCUCUGGCCCAACAGUCGAAGCCUUGCAUCAUCUUCUUCGACGAGGUCGAUGGAUUGGCACCUGUUAGAUCUAGUCGACAAGAUUUUGUGCACGCCAGCAUCGUUUCCACUCUCCUAGCCUUGAUGGAUGGCCUGGAGAACAACUCCGAGAUCAUAGUAAUUGGGGCGACGAACAGGAUCGACGCUAUAGAUCCUGCGUUGAGAAGACCAGGUCGAUUCGACAGAGAGCUGUACUUUCCCUUACCGUGCUACAACGCGAGAAAGGAAAUACUCUCGGUACACAUCAAAAGUUGGAAGAACAAGCCGCCGCAGAAAUUUUUGGCGUGUCUGGCAUCGAAGACGAUUGGAUUUUGCGGUAGUGAUUUGCAAGCAUUAUGCGCUGAAGCCGUUAUGUGCUGCGUUAGGAGGAACUAUCCGGAAAUAUACACGUCGAAGGCCAAGUAUCAGAUCAACGAACGUCAUCUGAAAGUCGAGAAGCAAGAUUUUCUAAGGGCUCAGCAGAACAUAGUGCCAGCAUCUCAUCGCGUUUCAGUCGCACCUGUCAAGUCUCUGUCGUUUAAGAUUCAGCCUCUGCUGCAGGAUAAUUUGUCACGUAUACUGUCUCAACUCGACAUUCUUUGUCCAACUGGAAUGUUGAUUUGCGACGUCAUCACUGGAAAGGCAUCGUCCAGGUCGACCAGUUGUCCAAGGAUCUUAUUGUGCGGGGAUGAUGACUCCCAUACUCGUCAUCUGGGACCUGCGCUGCUCCACACAUUGGAGCACCUUCCUUGUCACGUGCUGGACGUUACCACUUUGUUCGAGGAAACGGGAAGAGCUGCCGAAGAAGCUAUCAUUCAAGUAACUGAACACGACAAGUUGUUACAGAUAUAG